Tilletiopsis washingtonensis is the source of this 2367-nucleotide messenger RNA. Its product is annotated as putative OPT1-high-affinity glutathione transporter. Gene Ontology annotation, molecular function: oligopeptide transmembrane transporter activity. The coding region runs from base 1 to 2367 and encodes 788 amino acids. The record is from RefSeq and is a predicted model, not a curated record. Gene Ontology annotation, biological process: transmembrane transport. NCBI's taxonomy places the organism in Eukaryota, Fungi, Basidiomycota, Exobasidiomycetes, Entylomatales. The transcript has 21 exons.
AUGUCCGGGCUCGACUCGCCGCGUCGGCGCCGCGACACGUCCAUAGACCGCUACUCGACGCCCACGACGUCGCGGCGAGAGUCUCCCUCGCUGGAGCUGCACGCACUUCGCAGCGCCAAGGUCAACGAGGAGGAGGAUGAGGAGGACUACGACGAUGCAGAUGAUGAGGAGGCACUCCUCAGCGCGCCCGAGGCGCGGCUGCACGACGAGGAGAGAAAGCCGCAGGAUCUGACGGGCGACGAUCCGGCCAGCUUGAUCCGCAGAGCGGUGCCGGAGACGGACGACGUGACCAUGCCGGCUUUGACGCUGCGAGCGGUGGUGCUCGGCUCGAUGUUCUCGUGCUUGGGAGCAGCAGUCACCCAGCUCUUCUUCUACCGCUCCAACUCGCCCUCGUUCUCCAGCUACUUUAUCAUCCUCAUCAGCCUGCCGCUGGGACGCUGGCUUGCCAAGGUCACCCCGAAGCGCACGGUCCGCUUUCCUCUCUUCGGUGACGUCGCACUCAAUCCCGGCCCUUUCAACAUCAAAGAGCAUGUCUUAAUUGCCGUCAUCUCGAGCUCGGGUGCCCAUUCGGCAUAUGCAUCCGACAUCAUCAACGUACAAGACCUCUUCUUCAACCAGCAGAUGAGCGUGUUCGCCAGCCUGGUGCUGCUGCUCUCCACACAGACGCUCGGCUUCGGCUUUGCGGGCCUGCUGCAUUCGGUGCUCGUCAAGCCCGUGGCGAUGAUCUUCCCCAGCACGCUCGUCGUCACGACAAUGUUCCACACGCUGCACGGCGCGCAGUCCGCCGACACGCGCCCGCGCCUGCGCUUCUUCAUGUUUGCCUUCAUUGCCGUGCUCGUCUACCAGACGCUGCCGAACCUGCUGGCGCCGACGCUGAGCUCCGUGGCGCUGCUCUGCAUGCUCAACAACGAGAACAAGGUGUUCACCGUGCUCAGCUCGGGCUUCCGUGGCUUUGGCGUCCUCAACUUUUCGUUUGACUGGUCGGCCGUCGGCACGUCGGGCCCGCUGUACACGCCCCUGUGGGCGGCCAUCAACUACUACGUCGGCUUCGCGGGCGCCAUGUACCUCGUCAUGCCCAUCCUGUACUUCAGCAACUUCUGGCAGGCCAAGCGCUUCGCCUCGCCGAUCAACGCGGCGCUCUACGACCACGUCAACUACGAAAAGUUCGACGUCAUGAGCGUGCUGACGCCGGAGAACACGCUUGACAACGCAAAGUGGGCCAAGGUGACGCCCGUGUACACGACGCCGUGGUUCGCCAUCUCCUACGGCAUCUCGUUUGCCACGCUCACGUCGAUGAUCUCGCACGUGCUGCUGUGGUACGGCGGCGACAUCAAGCGUGCGAUGUUUGCGCGGCCCGGCGAGGACUACCACGCGCGCCAGAUGCGCCACUACCCCUCGGUGCCGCGCAGCUGGUACCUCGGCACCCUCGCCGUCUCGCUGAGCUCCGCCAUCAUCCUGGUGGCCACCAGCCCGCUGCAGCUGCCCGUGUAUGGACUGCUGCUGGCUGUGCUGCUCGCGAUCGUGUUCCUGGUGCCCGUGGGUCUCAUCAAGGCCAUCUCGGACACGACCAUCGGCCUCAAUGUCGUCACAGAAUUCGUGUGGGGCCUGCUCUCGCCUGGCUCGCCUGUGGGCAACGCGACGUUCAAGUGCUUUGGCUACCUGGCCAUGGGCCAAGCGCUCGACCUCACCGUCGAUCUGAAGCUGGCACACUACCUCAAGAUUCCGCCGCGCCACAUGUUUCUCGCACAGAUGCUCGGCACCGUCAUCGGCGCAUUCGUGAAUCUUGCGGUCCUGCGGCUGGUACUCAACCCUGAGGCCGGCUACCGCGCGUUCCUCACCGGCGAGAAGAUCGACCCGUCAGGACAGUGGGACGGGCGAAAGGUGCACAUCUUCUUCUCGGCGACGAUCAUCUGGGGCGCCAUCGGCCCAGCCCGCUUCUUCGUCGGGGCCUACAAGAAGCUCUACUGGGGCUUCUUCCUCGGCGCCAUCGGGCCGGUGAUUCCCUGGCUGCUCAACAAGCGCUGGCGGCACCCGUACUGGCGGCUCAUCAACUUUCCCGUCAUCCUCCAUGCGGCUGGAUCACCGCCCCAGACGCCAACGAACGUGAUCUUGAGCGGCUGCAUUGCGGCCAUGACGGCGCAGUGGUGGGUGCGAAAGCACCACCCCAAGUUCUUCGCCAAGCGCAUCUAUGUGCUCAGCGCUGCGCUCGAUGCGGGCUCCUCCGUCAAUGCGCUGGUCGUGUUCAUGCUGAGCAUCACGCUGCUCAAGGCCUUUCCGGGCCUGCUGGGCAACUGGUACCUGCGCCCGGCGCUCGAUGCCGAGCACUGCACGCCCGAGCCCCACGUGGCCGCCGUCGGGGCCUCCUGA